Messenger RNA from Sipha flava (yellow sugarcane aphid), 2267 nucleotides. RefSeq names its product protein SCAI. Gene Ontology annotation, molecular function: transcription corepressor activity. The transcript is spliced from 15 exons. The coding region runs from base 372 to 2117 and encodes 581 amino acids. Gene Ontology annotation, biological process: DNA-templated transcription. Lineage: Eukaryota; Metazoa; Arthropoda; Insecta; Hemiptera; Aphididae. Gene Ontology annotation, cellular component: nucleus. The record is from RefSeq and is a predicted model, not a curated record.
GGGCGCCGCAGAUGACGACGGUCCGCCGUUGACGGGCCGCUGCGACAUGGGCCGCGAGGCCGUCAAGCGGCCGACGACGUGGCGCGGCUGCCGCUGCUGCUGUCGCCCGACCGCUGGGACAUCGCCGUCACGGGCUGCGGCUGCACGACCGCGUCCCAGGAGCGCUACGUGAUCGGUGCCGGCGCUGGGCGCACGGCUGCACCGAGGACGACGGCUACGGCGGCGGCUGCUGCGCCUGUAGUUGUUGUUGUUGUUGUUGUUGUUGCGUCGGUCGACUGUUACGGCGACUACGGCGACGACGCGGCGGCGUGACCGCGGCGGUGGCUCGUACCGUCACUGGACGUCUCUCGACACUGUUGUACGUGUUAAUUAUGGUCGUGGCCGCAACGAUGGCCAGCAUGGAUGACCACGAGCGGAAGAUUGUCGUCGAGUUUUGUCAACUGCUCGAACAGUCGAAACAGUUAUUCAACGGGCUCCGAGACCUUCCACAAUGCGGUCAGAAAAUCUGGCAAGGGUAUUUUGGCAAGACUUUCGACGUUUACACAAAACUUUGGAAGUUUCAGCAGCAACAUAGGCAAGUGUUGGAUACAAAGUAUGGCUUAAAGCGAUGGCAAAUAGGUGAAAUAGCCUCGAAAAUAGGUCAACUGUACUAUCAUUACUACCUUAGAACAAGCGAUACGAACAACUUAAACGAGGCGUAUUCGUUUUAUUCGGCGAUAAGAGGACGACAAUAUUACUCUCGAGUAUCUCAGGAAGAUAGAUCUGAUUUAAUGGUAAAGAAACUAAGGUACUACGCUAGGUUUAUUGUAGUUUGCCUGCUACUUCGAAGAGUAGGAGCCAUCCGGGAACUAUUGGCUGAGCUAGACAAACAAAUCGUAGACUACACGAGUACAUACGAACCGGACGACCAGCUGGAAUGGUCUUUGGUUUUGGAAGAAAUAAAAACAUUCGUGAAAGCCGAUAGCAUAGUGAACGUUAUACAUGCCGACCAGAGCAGCGUCAUACUUUCGCACAGAUUAACUCCACUAACGACACCACCAGUGGAAAAAUCUACGAUGAUGAAUCUGUCGUUGCAAGAAAUUAUACUCAUAGGAAACGCAUCAGAACAGGUCAAGUUCAGCGAAAUGACUAUUGAUAUGUUCCGAAUGAUGCAGACGCUAGAAAGGGAAAAAAAUCGAGAUGAAAUAAAUCACGUAUCGGAUCCCCCUUCGAGAGCAUCGUUCGAAAAAAGUUACUCAAUUACCAGUAAUAAAACCUUAGCGUAUCCAAUGAUGGCCAAUCAUGACGUAAAUAGUUCUAGAAGAGAAAAUCCUCACAAAUAUAUACUUUACAAACCGACUAUUACUCAAAUAAUGAUGUUUCUAGCUACAGGUUUUAAAGAACUUCCGGCAAAUGGUGUGCUGCUCAUGUAUGUUUCGGCAGACGGGUGCUUUCAAACAUCAAAACACGUUAACGAUUUGGGUUACGAUUGUGGAGGUAUCAUGGCUAGUAGCAAACGAGAAAUGGAACUGACCAAUAAAAAAGGUGUGCACGUGAAAGAAAUUCAUUGCUUAUAUCCUGGAGAUCUUUAUCCGUUCACUAGAAAGCCAUUAUUUGUAAUUAUCGAUUCCGAUAAUAGUUUUGCUUUUCAAUACAUACCGAGGUAUUUUGGACACCCGUUUGUUGUGCUUAUGUCUCCUCAAGAGUUACCGGAUAAACUACACGAACAACUACAGCACAACGGAAGUUUGUUCACGCUAUUCUUGCAUAGCCCUUUGACUGCGUUCUGUUUAAUAUGCAAUAUUCUAACAGUUAAAAUGCACUUGUGGGAGAGGGCCAACUCGUAUGUAGAUAGAUUUAUCACGGAAGCUAGUCGUUUAUUUACUAGUAAAGUGAAACCAGAUGUGUCUUACAUACAGUUCUUCGGUGACGACUUUUUGAGGCUGCUGCUGUUGCGGUACGUCUUUUGUCACGUUGUCCUGCGUCAUCAUCGGGCAUUUAAUGGAGAACAGUAUCUUCCACGGUGCCAACCACCUUUACCGUUGGCCAGCUUUUUAGACGAGAUAUCUUUAAAGAAAUAUGUCAGAGAGCUGGCCAAACACCUGGAUGUUCUGUCUCAUUUCGAGAACUUCGAAUGAUCCUCUACGGCCCACCACAACCGAUGUUGUUCGCCCACAACGUACGGCUCGGCGGCUGUUGUCAACUUCUUCCAGUAUAAAAAUAAUAAUUAUUAUUAUUAUUAUUAUUAUUGUUGUUAUUUUAUUUUAAUACAUAGUGCGUAGCGUACC